AUGCAAGAACAGUUUGAGAUUAGGUGCACUCAUCACAGUUCAGACUUGAAACUGAAGAUGGGAGAAGCUACACAAAGGUAUGCAAUUGUGACAGGUGCAAAUAAAGGAAUUGGAUUAGAGGCAGUUAGGCAGUUAGCUUCAGCUGGAAUACAGGUGGUGCUCACAGCAAGAAAUGAGGAGAGGGGUCUCAAUGCAAUGGAAACUAUCAAAGCCUCAGGUUUAUCUCACCUUGUAAUGUUUCAUCAACUAGAUGUGGCGGAUGCUGCAAGUGUAGCUUCUCUGGCAGAUUUUAUCAAAUCCAAAUUUGGUAAACUUGAUAUUCUGAUUAACAAUGCGGGAAUUAAUGGAGUGGUAAUUGAAGACAGUGAUUUAAUCACUACAGUCAUCACGAACCGUGGGGUAGUACCAGAAGAGGAUGGAACAAAGGCAAUGACUCAAACAUAUGAGUUAGCUGAAGAAUGCUUGCAAAUAAACUACUAUGGCGCUAAAAUAACUUUAGAAUCCCUUAUGCCCCUUCUGCAAUUAUCUGACUCACCAAGAAUUGUGAAUGUAUCAUCCACUUUGGGGCAGUUAGAGAGUUUCCCCAAGGAAUCAUGGGCCAGAGGAGUUUUAAGUGAUGCUGAUAACCUUAGUGAAGAGAAAGUGGAUGCAGUGUUGAAGAAGUUUCUAAGAGAUUUCAAAGAAGGUUCAUUAGAAAGUGAAGGGUGGCCUAGGAAUCUAGGUGCCUAUAUUGUCUCUAAAGCUGCUAUGAAUGCUUAUACUAGAAUGCUUGCUAAAAAAUACCCUUCAAUCUGCAUCAAUAGUUUUUGUCCUGGUUAUGUGAAGACAGAUAUAACAGCCAACACUGGCUUCCUAACAGUUGAAGAAGGUGCUGAGAAUCUUGUGAGGCUAGCACUGCUUCCCACUGGUAGUUCAUCUGGUCUCUUCUAUCAGAUGAGUCAUGUGGCUUCCUUCUGA
Sphenostylis stenocarpa is the source of this 957-nucleotide messenger RNA. The record is from the annotation of a GenBank genome assembly. Lineage: Eukaryota; Viridiplantae; Streptophyta; Magnoliopsida; Fabales; Fabaceae.